AUGAACCCCGCCUAUAAUCCCGAUCAACAUUAUUCCUCGUGGAUGUCAACCUCUGAUGCUCGUAGAACUGAAUUCGAUGCGCUGGCAGUAGAUAUGGCCCAAUGUUUAGAAAAUUUGCGUGUAUGCCUUGAGGAAAAUGGCGGUCACCAACAGCAUACCUCUACCUAUCCACACGCAUCGAAUGUCACCUACACCUCACACGUGCCGCUUUCAGCAACACAUUCCCAAUAUCACCACGAUUAUUCUUCUCAAGGAGCACUUUCAAGUAGCACUGGACCAUCCCAUCUGGAUUCCACCAAAACUUCCAAUCAAUAUCUCCCCACCCACCAUUUUGCCCCGGGGCAAUUCGUGGGUUACAGUUAUUCCAUCCCACCUCAGACUAGCGGAGUACGAGUCGAGCGGAGCGCAGUAACUGCUGAAUCACCCCCAGCUCGAAUCACCAACCAGAAGAGAGUGGACUCGGUGAAUCGUGGAGGUUCUCUACGACGCGAAGCACCGGCCGACAAAGUGUGCGGAUUCUGUCAAGCUAGUUUUACUAGAAAUGAGAGAUUGAGAUAUCACAUUGAAAGUGUCCAUCUUAAGCUCGAGCCGGAGUAUGGCUGUGAUGUCCCGGGUUGUCAACGGGCAUUCCGUCAGCGAAGCGAUCUCCUUCGACACCAGCGUACUGUUCAUCGAUCCCUAUUUCCACAGUAA
Puccinia triticina is the source of this 693-nucleotide messenger RNA. RefSeq lists its product as uncharacterized. Bases 1 to 693 code for a protein of 230 amino acids. Lineage: Eukaryota; Fungi; Basidiomycota; Pucciniomycetes; Pucciniales; Pucciniaceae. The transcript is spliced from 2 exons. The record is from RefSeq and is a predicted model, not a curated record.